Molecule: messenger RNA, 1245 nt
Organism: Fusarium vanettenii 77-13-4
Lineage: Eukaryota; Fungi; Ascomycota; Sordariomycetes; Hypocreales; Nectriaceae
Exons: 2
Molecular function (GO): FAD binding
Source: RefSeq, a predicted model, not a curated record
AUCGCAAUCAUUGGGGGCGGGCCCUGUGGAAUCACUUUUGCUCGUCUGUUGCAAACUGCUGGGAUCAAAUAUCGCGUGUUUGAGCGCGAUCCAUCCCCAGAGUCAACGUCUCUCAAUCAAGGUGGCACACUCGACAUCCAUAACGAAACAGGCCAAGAAGCACUGCGGCGUGCCGGGCUCCAUGACGAGUUCAAGAAGCUUUCUCGUCAAGAUGCCACGGCGAUGACAAUAAUGGAUUCCACAGGAGGAAUCAAAGCCUCUUUCAGUGACGACACUGAUCGCCCUGAGAUCGACCGCUUGCAACUGCGACAAUUGCUACUCAACUCCUUACCUGCAGAUAGGAUUCGAUGGGGAAAGACGCUCUCAAAGGUCAGGCGCAACGAAGGCGAAAAACGGUCUGGAGCGAGCUCCUGGAGGCUGAGCUUUGCCGAUGGCUCAAAUGAGUCUGGGUUUCGACUCGUGAUCGGUGCGGAUGGAGCAUGGAGCAAGGUCCGACAACUGAUCACAUCUGCCAAGCCAGUAUACUCAGGCAAAAUGUUUAUCGAGGGCCGUCUGUCCAACGACAACCCAGAAUAUGGCACAGCGCGCGAAAUGGCUGGCAAAGGCACUGCCAUGGCUUUGAGUGCCAAAAGCGCGCUAUGUGUUCAGCAAAUGUCUGAUAGAUCGUAUCGUCUAUACAUGGGCGUGACAGCUCCCGAAAACUUGACACGGCCUGGAGGCGACGCUGAUCCGGCUGAUAUGGACAAGGCACGAGCGGCCAUGCUAGGGCCGGGAGGUUUCUACGCCAACUGGGCCUCGAACACCCGAGCCUUAAUCGCUGCUUCUGAAGGCCCUUGGCGCCCUUGGCCUCUGUAUCGUCUUCCAAUAGGCCUUUUCUCGUCAGAAGCUACCGAAAAUGGCCGAACGGGGUGCAACCCCAAUGAACCGGGCCAGACGCGCUGGAAUCGUACCCCCGGCAUUGCACUCUUGGGAGAUGCAGCCCAUCUUGCAACUCCAAACGGCGAAGGCGUAAAUCAAGCCAUGUACGACUCGCUGGUUCUCUUCAAUAAGAUAAUGUCUGAGCUAGGAGAUGAAGGAGCUCAAUCGGAUUACGAUGAGGAGGUAGACCAAGCAGCGUUAGAACGGGCCGUUGCAGCAUAUGAAGCUGAGAUGCUACCUCGUGCUCGAGAACAUAUUCAAAGCAGUAUCGAUUUGGAAAACUCGAUGUACGCAGAUGAUGGAGCUGCACGUAUGAUUGAGAUGUUU